CGGAGCCCAGGCCAGCGUUGGGCUAGUCCUGGGACGCGCCUUGGUUCUAGAGCCUCGCGAUCCGGAGAAGGCGGAGGCAACAUCUCUUUGGACUAAAAGGACUCAGCGUCCAGUGCUUCAGCCGACGGAUCUGAGGGGACCGCCACCCGCGCCGCCACCAUGCCCAACUUCUCUGGCAACUGGAAGAUCAUUCAAUCGGAAAACUUUGAGGAUUUGCUCAAAGUGCUGGGGGUGAAUGUGAUGCUGAGGAAGAUUGCCGUGGCCGCGGCAUCCAAGCCCGCAGUGGAGAUCAAACAGGACGGAGACACUUUCUAUAUCAAAACCUCUACCACUGUGCGUACCACAGAGAUUAACUUCAAGAUUGGAGAAGAAUUUGAGGAGCAGACUGUGGACGGGAGACCCUGUAAGAGCCUGGUGAAAUGGGAGAGUGAGAACAAAAUGGUCUGUGAGCAGAGGCUUUUGAAGGGAGAGGGUCCCAAGACCUCCUGGACCAGAGAGCUGACCAAUGAUGGGGAGCUGAUUCUGACUAUGACUGCAGAUGACAUCGUGUGCACCAGGGUCUAUGUCCGUGAGUGAGUGGCUGUGGGUCCAAGAGCUGCCAGAGCCCAUCGCCAGCCCUUGCUCCCUGCCUCCCCCCACCCUCAUUCCUUCCUCCUAGGCUAGCUCUCCCCCAACCCUGCUCAUUUCUGGGGGCUCUGAAUGCCUCCUGCAGGGGCUCUGCUUUUCUGGCCCCACUUCCCUUCCCCUACACCAACAAAGAGGGAUGGGUUGCAAAAGCCCAGAUCACCCAUUCUGGAGUCACUUCCCCUGCCCCGAGUCAGCAGUCCCAGCCCUAAACCCCCCCAGAGCACAGCCUUUCUUUCUAAGGGGACCUGAGGGCCCCAGUGGGAAAGACGGGCCCUCUGGUUUCCACUCUUCCACCCUAUACAGUGUAGAAUAUUUAUUGGUUAAUUUUAUUAAAAUGUUUUAAAA
Messenger RNA from Manis pentadactyla (Chinese pangolin), 972 nucleotides. It is a transcript of the gene CRABP2, whose product is annotated as cellular retinoic acid binding protein 2. The transcript is spliced from 4 exons. Bases 160 to 576 code for a protein of 138 amino acids. Gene Ontology annotation, biological process: fatty acid transport. Gene Ontology annotation, cellular component: nucleus; cytosol. Lineage: Eukaryota; Metazoa; Chordata; Mammalia; Pholidota; Manidae. The record is from RefSeq and is a predicted model, not a curated record. Gene Ontology annotation, molecular function: fatty acid binding.